Trichoderma atroviride IMI 206040 is the source of this 2046-nucleotide messenger RNA. RefSeq lists its product as uncharacterized. Gene Ontology annotation, cellular component: nucleus. NCBI's taxonomy places the organism in Eukaryota, Fungi, Ascomycota, Sordariomycetes, Hypocreales, Hypocreaceae. The record is from RefSeq and is a predicted model, not a curated record.
AUGACUGAUAGGGUCCGACGCAAUGGGCAACUUUCCGCAUGUGAGCCAUGCCGCAAGUCCAAACUUCGAUGCGAUCACAGUCGACCAAUAUGCGGGAGGUGUGCGCGCCGCCGCCGGCCAGAGCAACAAUGCCACUACCACCCAGCUCCGACAGCGAAACAGGCCACACCUCAAAGCGACCGGGAGACGGCCGAUCAACCGGAGAUUCCCAGGUCUAUCGCAGGAACUUCAAGUCCUUACGAGCUCAUCAAUAUGAACACGAACUUGAUGUCCUUUGCUGAUCCAAGUACUCCUCGCCCGCAACCCUCUUAUACCGCCCUGACAAGGACUGGUGUCGCCUUACCUCAGCCUUCUUCACCUAAUCAACAAACAAUUUCCGAAGGAGCAAAAUUACUGAACGAUAUUUUGGAACUUGUUACUGAAAUUGGCGAGCCUUUCAAACGCUUCUCGAUGUCCGAGACAGAGCCAUGCACUCAUGGGCCUCUUGUCAAGGCAGUAUGGACCGCAACGAACAACAGCAUACAAGCUCUGUUAAAUCAUCGCUCGGCUCUGAACCUAGCAUCGAUAUCCGAAGCCAUAUUCGAGCGAACCUCAUUACCUCCUGUCUUUCCUCCUUCCGCGGCUUCUGGUGCAUUGGACUCGGCAUUCUCAACCCAGGGUUUGCGCUGGGAGAUGAUUGGCAUGUACUGUGCCCACAUCGGAAUAUACCUUGGCGAAGAAAAGGAUCAAUCUUUCAGCCUGUCCGCCCCUGAAACAUGGAAAACCGACCGCAAAAAUUUGAUGCACAAGGCUUUCCAAGCUUGUAUCCAAUGCGAAUCGUUUUGCGGCUCUAUGGGAGCUAUCAACGAUCUUACUCUCUGGUUCAUUAUGCUCACAGUCUUACUCGCCACAUGGUGCUUUGGUGACGACUCGUACCAUGCAUUGCGGCUUGUGGGUAGCAUGUCGUCAGUCGUUUUUGCCUUGGGUUUGUAUAAAGGAGUCCAGAAUGAUCCUUCUGUGCCAUUCUACAUGGCAGAGAUUCGGAAAAGGGCGGUCGCUCAUGCCCAUGACCUCGACAAAGUGUGUGCUAGUUUCACGUCGCGGCCUGUUCAUCUUAGUCGUCACUUUUGUCUCGUCGAAAUGCCCCUUGACAUAGCAGACUCUGUUCUUAUGGGUACACCUGAAAUGCUGCUCAAAGCUCGCCAGAAUUUAGAUGCCAAUGGUUGGAGUAAGGAUAAGGCCGUACUUCAUGUGUCUGUUGAGCGAGCACGACUUUUGUUGUGCAUAAUUCGUGAAGAAGCUCUGGAGCUAAAACUUGGGCCUGCAGCGUCAAACAUGGAGGCAAAGGCAGGGCGCGUCUUGCGGAAAUUGAAGUCCACUUGGCAGUCAGUUCCGUCACAUUUGAAAUACGACACAGCGCAGCAGUGGGCAGGCCAAACAAGGGCUAUUACAAUACUACACUUCCUACGACUGGAUUAUCUCUACACGGAGUUUCUUUUGCAUAAUCUUCUUGCCAGUUUCAGCGAAAUGAGUCGCGAGAGUGUGUUAAAAACUGCGCACGAGAUUCUCAAAACUGUUCUCUUACCGACCCGGAAAAGGGGCCUUCUGCAUAGUCACAGGGCAGAUCAUGAAUGGGCUCUAGUUUUCUAUGCCAUGCCCUGUGCUAGCGUUCUGGUCCUGGAGCUUCUGCGACAAAGUCAACAUCCUGUGGAAAGGCAUAACUUCGAUAGAAGCAGCGUAAUCCAAGAUAUCAGCGUCUUGAUAACAUGUUGUGAUUCUUGGGCCGAGUUUGGGCAAAGCAACUAUCAAAUCUGCAAGCAGGCUCAGUCGAUCUUUUCCAAAAGUCUUGAUUCAAUCCUCAACCAUACCGAGCCUAUUCACAGAGAUAAGUCUGAAGGGCUGACGAUGCGUCAAUACGAGCAUCAAAACGAGCUCACAAGUUCUACAAGUCCAGAGAUUCUUAGUGAAUCUGCCCAAGAUUCCGAGUGGCUGGUGUGGCUCGACUCACUGGGCUUACAAGGAGACCUGUGGCUCGAAUCUAACAUUUCAACUUCGGAAGUUCCGUGA